This is a messenger RNA of Cannabis sativa, 1551 nucleotides long. Its product is annotated as potassium transporter 5-like. NCBI's taxonomy places the organism in Eukaryota, Viridiplantae, Streptophyta, Magnoliopsida, Rosales, Cannabaceae. The transcript is spliced from 3 exons. The record is from RefSeq and is a predicted model, not a curated record. Gene Ontology annotation, molecular function: potassium ion transmembrane transporter activity. Bases 1 to 1386 code for a protein of 461 amino acids. Gene Ontology annotation, biological process: potassium ion transmembrane transport. Gene Ontology annotation, cellular component: membrane.
AUGAUCAUCCACCACCACCCAACCCCUUCUGAUGGGGGUUCAGGCAAUCUUGCAGGCCCUCUAUACUGGCCCGUGUUCGUUGUGGCAGUAGCUGCUUCGAUCAUAGCUAGCCAGGCUAUGAUAACUGGAGCAUUCUCUAUCAUCUCCCAGUCUCUAAGUCUAGGGUGUUUUCCCAGAGUCAAAGUGGUGCAUACCUCUUCUAAGUACGAGGGUCAGGUCUACAUACCGGAAAUUAACUACUUGCUCAUGAUUGCUUGUGUCAUAGUCACUGCUGCCUUGAAGACCACAGAAAAUAUAUGCCACGCAUAUGGUAUCGCAGUGGUUACUGUAAUGGUGCUGACCACUUGUUUUGUAACUCUGAUAAUGCUAGUCAUAUGGAAGACAAGCAUAUGGCUAAUCGCUCUCUUCUUCGUGGUGUUUGGUUUCAUAGAGAUUAUGUAUAUGUCAUCUGUUUUUUACAAAUUCACCCAAGGUGGUUACAUUCCCCUGGUUUUUUCUUUGUUCCUAACUGUAGUCAUUGCUAUUUGGCACUACGUCCACAAGCAAAGAUACAUUUUUGAGCUCAAGAACAAGGUUUCUACUGACUACCUAAAAGAAUUGGCUGCCAAACCCAACAUAAGCCGUGUCCCAGGAAUGGGACUUCUGUACUCUGAACUUGUACAGGGCAUUCCUCCAAUCUUUACUCACUUCAUUAAUAACAUUCCCUCCAUUCACUCUGUUCUGGUCUUUGUCUCCAUCAAGAAUAUUCCCAUCAGCAAAGUUAUACCUGAAGAGAAGUUUCUCUUUCGGCAAGUAGAGCCAAGAGAGUAUCGCAUGUUCCGUUGUGUUGUUAGAUAUGGCUACAAUGACAUCAUUGGAGAACCUAAGGAGUUUGAGCUCCAAUUGGUGGAAAAUCUCAAGGAGUUCAUCCGGCAACAAAAUUUCCUCAUUGAAGCUACCACUGAUGAUGUUGAUACUACAACAACUGUUAUGCCUGAUACAUCUAGUACUGCUAUAGCGAGCAACAAGAAAACAAAAAGAGCAUCUACAUCAACAAUUCACAUUGAGGAAGGAUUGGGAGCAACGCCAUCAAUUGAUCGAGUUUCAAUGGCUUCCACCACACCAUCAUUUAAUAACAAGUCCUCAAACUCUUCAAGUCGAAUAGUGUCUGCACCCCUACGGGGAGCUGAGGAGGAGAUGCAGUUUGUGCGACAAGCAAUGGAUAAAGGAGUAGUUUAUCUCUUGGGAGAGGCAGAAGUGGUGGCUGCUCACAAAUCCUCAUUUCUAAAGAAAAUGGUAGUCAACUAUGGCUAUAGUUUCUUGAGAAAAAACAUCAGGCAAGGAGAGAAAGUCAUGUCAAUCCCUUCUACAAGGCUUCUCAGGGUUGGAAUGACAUAUGAGAUAUGAUCCCACUGCAAUUAUAUGGUAACUGUGUUUGGUGUGUGGAUGAAUAAGACUAAAGACUCUGAGUGAUUAAUUGAUUUCAGACAUAUAACUUAUACUUGCGCUUGCUAAUUAAUUAAAGACAUUCUACUUGAGCUUUGUUAUUUAAAGUGAAUUAAUGAAACAGAU